Molecule: messenger RNA, 975 nt
Organism: Hordeum vulgare subsp. vulgare (domesticated barley)
Lineage: Eukaryota; Viridiplantae; Streptophyta; Magnoliopsida; Poales; Poaceae
Product: putative pentatricopeptide repeat-containing protein At3g15200
Exons: 2
Coding region: 1-975 (324 amino acids)
Biological process (GO): RNA splicing
Molecular function (GO): protein binding
Source: RefSeq, a predicted model, not a curated record
AUGCCGCCGGCGCCGGCGUACGCCGUCCUCGCUUCAGCAUUCAGGACCAGAAACCCCAUCUGCGUUCAUAGGUGGCUCGCUGUUUUUGAUUGGUGCAUGCCAGCUAUUCGACAGAAUGUAUCGGAGGUGCUUCCUGAUGCAAUAUUGCCUCCAGGCUUCCGCCCAAGCAUUGUUCCAAGAGGAUACGUUCUCGGGUCGCCAAGGCUUUGCCAUACCAGCGCUUCAGGGGACUCCCUAGAUGUCCGCGUCGGUGAAGUUCUGAGAGUUCUCAAGUCUUGUGAUGCUGAUGCUGACCUCAGCAAAGACCUGUGUCGGUUUGCCGAUGAGAUUGACAGGGAUGUUGUUCUGGAAGUCCUCCAGAAGCAGAGGUCCAAUUGGCAGGUCGCGCUGCUGUUCUUCACUUGGGCGGCUGGUCUGCCUACGUAUGAGCACGGUCCGAGGACAUACAUCGAGAUGCUUGACAUCCUUGGGCGGAUGAAGAAGGUCAGGCUUAUGAGACAACUCUUCGAUGAGAUUCCUGAACAACGCCGCGGGUUGGUCGUAACGAACAUGAUGUUUGCUGUCCUGUUGAACCGGUAUGCAGGGGCUCACAAGGUGCAAGAAACGAUCGAGAUAUUCUACAAGAGGAAUGAUUAUGGGUUUGAGGUUGACUUGGUUGGAUUCCAGAUACUUCUGAUGUCGCUCUGUCGUUACAAGGACGUCGAGGAGGCUGAGGCCCUCUUUCUUCAGAAGAAAGAUGAGUUCCCUCUUGUCAUAAAGAGCCGGAACAUCAUUCUUAACGGUUGGUGUGUCAAGGGAAGCCUGCCUGAUGCUAAAAGGGUUUGGAAUGAGAUCAUUGCAUCUAAGUUUAAGCCGGACCUCUUCACAUAUGGUACGUUCAUAAAUGCACUAACCAAAGCUAAUUCAUAUCCUCUAAACACAAAAGUAUUGAAAUCCAGACACAAGUCAGGAUUCUGGAGCAUAUUGUCAAGGUAA